This is a messenger RNA of Boleophthalmus pectinirostris (great blue-spotted mudskipper), 4757 nucleotides long. RefSeq names its product GRAM domain containing 1A (gene gramd1a). The transcript is spliced from 18 exons. Gene Ontology annotation, biological process: intracellular sterol transport. The record is from RefSeq and is a predicted model, not a curated record. Gene Ontology annotation, cellular component: endoplasmic reticulum-plasma membrane contact site; plasma membrane; endoplasmic reticulum membrane. Gene Ontology annotation, molecular function: sterol transfer activity; sterol binding. Lineage: Eukaryota; Metazoa; Chordata; Actinopteri; Gobiiformes; Gobiidae. The annotation marks the transcript as partial.
CACGUAAAAAACAUUGUGCAUUCCACCUGGAGGCUAACUUUUCUCUCUGUCUUCUCUUGUUUCUGUAGCACGGCCAGUAACUCUCCGCGCAGCACCCCCGGGAGCUCCCCUUCCUUGCGCAGAAGGGUCCUGGGGGGAGGCAGAGCGAGUGAGGGUGAAGGAGGAGGAGAGAGGACCAAUGGAGGAGGAGGAGGUGCGGACAGUCCUUUGCCCUCCGCCGCAUCUGCCUCUUCCCUCUCUUCUGCGUACCCCAUUGCUUCAAGACAUUUCUCACGCAAUGCCAAGAAAAUGCAGAGCUGGUAUAAUGUUUUAAGUCCCACAUAUAAACAAAGAAAUGAAGAUUUUCGCAAAAUUUUCAAAAAGCUUCCUGAUACUGAGCGGCUAAUAGUGGACUAUUCGUGCGCUUUGCAGAAGGACAUUUUACUUCAGGGCCGUCUGUAUUUGUCAGAGAACUGGCUGUGUUUCUACAGCAACAUCUUCCGCUGGGAAACCACUAUCACUAUCCUGCUGAAAGACGUCACCUCACUCACCAAGGAAAAGACUGCCAAGCUCAUCCCCAACGCCAUUCAGAUCAGCACUGACAAUGAGAAGCACUUCUUCACCUCUUUUGGAGCCAGGGACCGAAGCUUCAUGAUGAUUUUCAGACUGUGGCAAAACGCUUUGAUGGACAAGUCUCUGUCGCCUAAGGAGCUCUGGCACAUUGUACAUCAGUGUUAUGGUACAGAGCUGGGUCUCACAAGUGAAGAUGAUGACUAUGUCUCCCCCACCGGUGAACACAUGAAUGGCCUACUGCCAGGGGAAGAGUCUGUCUCCGUCACAGACUUGUUGGACCUGAGCUCUGUGACUUCUUCUGGCAGCUCUCCUCCUCUUCCUCCUCUGGUCUCUCCUCUCCUCUCUCCAUCUUCCACCAGCCUGGGAGGAUCUGCUUCUCCCUCCGCCACCUCCUGUCCGCCUAUAGAGGUGCCUUCUUCGUCAUCGGCACCCAGACUGAGCAGUGAUCCACCUGACCCCAGCCCGCCCACGCCACAGAGCUCCACUACAGCCACCUCCACGCCCGCCACCUCUGCCCCAGCCUCGGCGACUACCUCGUUUUAUCUGGAGGAGGGUGGGGACAGUCUGUCAGAAUCCACUAAUCAGAUGCAGCCCGCUCACACCACCAGCCUGGGAAACCUUUCCUCACUGGACAUUACCAAUGAUGAAGACCUGCCCACAGACCCCAGCAACUCCUCUGACACACAGGAAGAGAGUGAAGUAGAGUCUUUCUGUGCCAACCUGGGCGGGCGGUUGCACAUAAACUCUGUGGUUGGCAUGAGCGUGGACAAACUUCACGAUCUCCUCUUCUCUGCGGACACACAUUUCAUACAGCACCUCUUUUCCCAGAGGCACUUCACUGAUUUAACAGUGGGUGAGUGGCAGCAGGAUGGCACCACAGGGAACACCAGUCGAGUACUGAGCUACACCAUCUCCCUGAACAACCCCCUUGGUCCCAAAACUGCCCCUGUGGUGGAGACGCAGACACUGCAUAAGAGCAGUGUUCGAGGUGAGUGUUUUGUGGUGGACUCUGAAGUCAUCACCUCAGGCAUCCCGUACCAGGACUACUUCUACACUGUCCACCGCUACUGCCUCACCUCCGUCAGCAAACAGAAGAGUCGCCUACGGGUUUCCUCUGACAUCUGCUACAGGAAGCAGCCGUGGAGCCUGGUCAAAGCCCUGAUUGAAAAGAACACCUGGAGCGGCAUUGAAGAGUAUUAUAGACACAUGGAGAGUGAGGUGUGUAAACUGGAGACUCUGCUCCAGUCUGAGGUGUCUGUGGUGACGACAGGUGAACCAGUGGGCCCUGACACCGCCAAGACUCCCCCAUCUCUACGGCGACGGAAACGCACAUGCUCCAGGCGGCAGGGCGACCGGGACAGAGAGAGGGAGGGAGUGGGCCUGGGGGCCGGAGGGGCGGGGGACAGGGGCGUGGGAGAGGACCGCGACAGGAGAGAAGCCACUUCCCAAUUUAUGAAACUUGGAGAGCGGCCUCGAGGUGGAGGACAAAACAUAUCCACUAUCCUCCUCAUAGUCAGCUUCAUCCUGGUGGUCCUGGUGGCCCUGAACAUGCUGCUCUUCUAUAAACUCUACGGUCUGGAGAGAGCCGCUCACACGCUGGAGACCUGGCACUCUUACUCCCUCUCAGACAGCCCUCUCCCUCAGACGGCUGCAGAGUGGGCCCAGGUUCUCCAGCUACAAAGACAGUUCCACCAGGCUCAGCUCAACAAGUGGCAGCAAAUCCUACAGUCUUCUGUGGCUCUACUCGACCAGAUGAAGCAGUCGUUGGAGAAGCUGCAUCGGGGCAUUGUAUUGCCAGAGGUGCAACAGGAGGGACCAGACGACCCGCCCGACCCCUGACCUCUGACCCCUCCCGUCUCCUCACAGAACGGAAACACAGAGACUACAUUACCCACAACCCCCUUUUGUCCUGACUCACUUGAAAACGGCGUUGUUCGACCUCAGCCAACUUUUAAUCAAACUGUUUAGCGACAGAAAGCUACAAGGACCACAGCAAUAAAACCUUCACUUUUCAGAAUUUUUCCAUUUCACAAUCCUCACAGUUCCACAAUCUGAUGCAAACUCUUCAAAAGGCAUUUCAAGAAGGGACGAGUUUGCUCUUUGGAGAAUAUUUUCCUCAAAGCCUGCUGAAUCGACGGAGGAAAUCACGAACACUGUAUUCUAGCGUUUUUUUCCAUUCUAUUUUUAGAUGUCAACACAAAAUAAUCCAACUCCAUCUGGAUUUGUAACUUGUGUGAAAACGGUGCAGAAAUUUGUAUAUCGGACCAUUCAGUAUUUAUUCUGAUAAUCUGAUCGUCAUGUCUAUCUAUGGUCAUGGUAUCUUGUGAUUUUCGAAGUGUGGACCAAGCUUCGUGAACACUGUCGAGCAAUAAUGAAAACAGAUCUUUUUGAAUGUUUGAAAAAAAGUAGUGUAUUAUAAUAUUAAUAAUAUUGAAUUGCGUGGACUUGGGGAGAAUUGUUUGGCGGAAUCUUGUUACAUACAUUUCAUAUUUCAUUCUUUUUAACGUAGACCACGAGAGUUCAAGAUUAGCAAAGAGUCUGCCUAGCCUGAAAAUGUACGGUGAACAUGGACCAACCAACAUUGUAGUUAAAAGGGAAUUCAGUAUUUUUUCUUUUUUUGUCAAAAUCGUUUGAUUUCACAUGUUUGUUGCUGUCUUAUUGCGUCACUUAAAUGGUCCUAUAUUACACACAUUUUUUUUUUUUAAUCUGUGUUGUGUUUGUGUUGUGUGUUCUCAUCAAAAACAUACCUGGAGUUGUGUUUGUGUUGCGUUUAGGGUUUUCAAAACUAUUGAAAAUCGGAUGCUAAUCGAUACUGAAACUAGUAUCGACAGUGGAUUCUCAUUUGAGCUGGUAUUGAUACUAAAAAAAGCCCUGAAUAGGAGAGCACAUAGACUAGUAUAUGCCCAUGGACCACUAUGGAACCUACCUGGACCACUAAGGGGUUUUAGUAUCAUCGUAAUACUAUUUCAUUCACACAUAUUUAACACAAAUCUUGGAUAUUUAGGCUGUGUUUUUCUCUUAAACUGAAAACACUUGUGAUUGUUAUGUCAUCUAGUGGUAAUACAGGAAUAAACUCCAUACAUCUUCACUAGAAUCAUUUGAAUAAUUUGCAGCCCUAUUGCCAGUUUAUGAAGCAUAAGUUCUGUGUAAUGUCAGAACUAUUGUAGCCUUUUCUGUUGCAAUCACAACUGAGCAAAAGGUAAAACAAAAAUAAUAAAAAGGCAAUAACUUAUGGAUAUUCUAGGGUUGCGUAAAUCAGUUCAAGUGAGACUAAAAAUAGCUGUGUAACUUUUCUUGUAGAGGGUUCGCCACCUGCUUAACUCCAUGUUGUUUUUUUCGUGAAAUGUUCUACAGUAUGGUAUUUAAUUUAAGUAUCUCCAUGGAGACCAGCAGGCCACAUCACCAUGCCAAGUUACAGGUCAGAUCUGUUGAGAAGUGGGCCAGCUCAAGGUAGUGGUGCAUGGUUUUGCUGUAGGUUUGAGAAAUUAAAACCCCUGUAAUGGAGUAAAUACAAGAUAUUUGUGUAUUGCUGCUCUGGAACAUUCCAGGCAAAGCAAUAAUGGCAGACCCUCCACCAGAAAAGUUAUACAGUGCAACUCUAACUUCAAAACUACCACUUGAUGACUUCACAAGGUUGAACAGAGCAUUUUGAGCUUUAGAGGUGUUACCUUACAGUACAGGAUUAUACUCGAACAUGUGUGAAUGAAUCAAAACACAACUCCAGGUAUGUUUUUGAUGAGGUAACAACAUUAUAACAUGGCUAAAAGAUAACAGUAAAUUUUGUGUAAUACAGGACUUUUCAUUUCAACCUCUGUGAUGUGAAAUAAUCCUCCACUUUCGUACGCCACAUUUACUCCAUUCUCCAGUCUUUAGUCUCUCUCUAUCUCUCUCUCUGCGUCUCACCAAAAACUAGAGCGGAUGUGUACAGAAUCGCCUGGGCCCUGCUGUGCGCGGCCGGCGUUUGAAUAGGAAAAAGAAAAAAGACAAUAUUUAUUAAAUGGAUAGAAGAAGAGGAGGAGGGAGGGAGGGAGGGAGGGGUGCUGGCUCGACCAAGGGAGAGAAGCAGAAGAGAGUGAGAAUAUACUGUAAAGAUGUGAUUGUACAAAAAAAUGGAGGAAAAUGAACAUGUCUAAAACACGCACAGCUGUCUCUGUCUUUAUUUUGUCUGUUUGUUUCCUGUGUUUUUUCUUCUACUUUCAUGAAAG